Messenger RNA from Eriocheir sinensis (Chinese mitten crab), 1941 nucleotides. RefSeq lists its product as uncharacterized. The record is from RefSeq and is a predicted model, not a curated record. Bases 147 to 1523 code for a protein of 458 amino acids. The transcript is spliced from 10 exons. NCBI's taxonomy places the organism in Eukaryota, Metazoa, Arthropoda, Malacostraca, Decapoda, Varunidae.
CAAUUGUCUUAUAUGCAAGGUCAAGGAAUGCCUGACUGCUCCAUGCUUUUAUAUUACGGCGUGAGCGAAUAUCAAGUCAUUUCAUUCUUCGCCCUCACACCAACGCCAUCACCAGAUCCACCACCAUCAAGAAAGCAUACAAAGCCAUGGUCCGCCACGCCCUCCUGGUUCUCAUGGGAACCUUGGUCAUGGGUGUUUCGGCGACGAUUACGAGCUUAUUCGACGAUGGCCGUGCAGACAACUCGAUAUGUCCGGAUCAUUUUGUACCGGUGUAUGAGCACUGCGUCUUCCUGGAUCUCACCGUCAAGGGAACGUGGCAGGAGAUGAGGGAGUAUUGCCAAUCGUUGGAUAGCGAUUUGGCCAUCUUGUCGACUUUCAAAUUCUAUUUCGAGAGCCUCCAGUACUUAAAAUUAACAACCACGACAGUUGAUUUCUGGAUUGGAGCGAGUGACCUGGACACGGAGGGACAGUGGCUGUGGAUAGAUGGCACUCCUGUCGUGAUGGGCGCGCCUUACUGGGUCAACUACGGAUGUAACAACCAGAUUCAGCCCGCAGGAGGAACUAACCAAAAUUGCGCCAUAUUGGAAAAUUCCUUGUCCUACUAUUUGAACGACGUCAAUUGUUCGUACGAAGCUAACCCAUUCUGUGUAGUAUGCUGGGUUCAGGUGACAGGUCCCGGAGGGAUGCAGGUGGGCAUUAUCUGGGAGGACACUCAGGUACCCAGGCUUUGUAAGAAGGUGCUAAGCCUAGGCCGGCGGGACACAGGUGGUGGGUGCCGCCCGUUGGAUCGUGAUCCUCAUGUCCUGUUGAAAUACUUAAGGAAGAAUCCAGUUGUAGAGUCAACAUUUGCCAAUGUUUCAACUGCUCUGCGAUUGUUCUUAACAUUACCAGUCACUGUCUGCGAAGAAUGCCAAUCAGAUAUUGAAGAGGUCAAAGCUCCUCAUCGAAGUAUAUAUUAUGGAUGGUUCUCGGAGGCCAUCAUCCUUUCCUUCUUUAGACUUCACCAAAGCAGCAUCUUUAUCAUCAGCUACAACCUCAAAGUCAUGAUCUACUACCCUCUUCUGUUCCUCCUCGGAACCUUGGUCGCGGAUACGGCGACGGCCUGUCCAAGUCCCUUCGCGCCGGUGGGCGUCCACUGCGUCCACUUGGACUUGACCGUCACCGGCACGUGGGAGGAAAUGCGGCAGCUCUGCCAAGAGUUGGGCAGCGACUUGGCCGUCCUGUCUGAUGGGCAGUUCUAUGUUGACAGUCAGCAGUACAUAAGGACGAUAGGUACGCCAGCCGAAGAGGCCCAUUUUUGGAUCGGUGCCUCCGACGAGGAGGUGGAGGGGUUGUGGGUGUGGAUAGAUGGCACGCCCGUCGUCAUGGGGACGCCCUACUGGACCAACCAAGGGUGUGACAACAUUCAAGAGCCUAGCGGAAAAACAUUUCAGAACUGUGCCAUGCUUCAUGGACUUUUCCACCAUUACUUGAAUGAUUACCAAUGUAGUUUUGAUAGCGCACAUCCUUUCUGUGUGCUCUAGCUAGUGUCUCAAGCUUCCUCGUGUGUAGGUGAAUAUCAUUUCGAGAAGCCAUUUCAUGCUACAUGUAAUCGAUUACAUCGAUUACAUGGUAAUUUUUCUCAGUAAUUAAAAUUAUCAUUAAGCGAUUACCAAACGACUAUUUGAUAAUCAUUAAAAGCCACUAGUUCGGGAGUUCCCUUUUAUUUUUGUUAAAUAGAUUUUCAGCUAUUUAUGUUUUUUUUUUUUCAUUACUCCAGGAUAUUUUUCAUCAUUAUUUAAUGUUUGGUAAAGAGAGAGAGAGAGAGAGAGAGAGAGAGAGAGAGAGAGAGAGAGAGAGAGAGAGAGAGAGAGAGAGAGAGAGAGAGAGAGAGAGAGAGAGAGAGAGAGAGAGAUACUUAUACUCUACCAAUAUACCACUGUAAAAUCUAUUUAAGAUGAA